AUGGCAUCCUCUUCCGACCCCGGUCCGGUCUACUUCUGGAAGGAGUCUGAUCCAGAAGUUGGAUAUCUUUCACAGUGGUAUUACUGUCCUUUUUGCGAUGACAAAGAUGAAAGGAUAAUGUACAAGACCGCUGAACACUACAUGAUGUUCCAAAAGGCCAAGCUUUUUAAAGACGAAGAUACAGCCAUCGAGGUGCUCAGAGCAGCAACACCUCGCAAAGUAAAAUCCCUUGGACGCAAGGUCAAAAACUUCGACGAAGCAACAUGGCUCGAACAUCGCCGUGACAUUGUACGACACGGCAACAUUCUCAAAUUCACUCGUGCUAUUUCAGAAAAGGAGUGCAGAAAGGGCUCACCCAGUGGUAAGCCUCUCGAGGGAUCAUUACUCGAUACAUUGCUAUGUACGGGUGACAGAGAACUUGUCGAGGCGAGUCCGUUUGAUCCUAUUUGGGGUAUUGGGUUUAAAGCCGCCGACGCAGAGGCUGCGAGGGGUUCAUGGGGCGAGAAUCUGCUAGGGAAGGAGUUGAUGGCGGCCAGAAGUAUUCUGAGAGAAAAGAGAGAUCAAGGACAGCUGUAG
Molecule: messenger RNA, 576 nt
Organism: Fusarium venenatum
Lineage: Eukaryota; Fungi; Ascomycota; Sordariomycetes; Hypocreales; Nectriaceae
Source: RefSeq, a predicted model, not a curated record